Penicillium canescens is the source of this 1236-nucleotide messenger RNA. Its product is annotated as 3-deoxy-7-phosphoheptulonate synthase. The record is from RefSeq and is a predicted model, not a curated record. Bases 1 to 1236 code for a protein of 411 amino acids. Gene Ontology annotation, cellular component: cytoplasm. Gene Ontology annotation, molecular function: 3-deoxy-7-phosphoheptulonate synthase activity. Lineage: Eukaryota; Fungi; Ascomycota; Eurotiomycetes; Eurotiales; Aspergillaceae. The transcript has 3 exons. Gene Ontology annotation, biological process: aromatic amino acid biosynthetic process.
AUGUGCCAACUCCUUGGGCCGGAGCACACUAUAGUUUGGUGGCGAGAGAACUCUAUGAGGGCUAUGACCCGCUCAUGUAUGUACGAAUGUCAGACAAAUAUCCGUGCACCGCGUUUCGGCCACCCCCUUCUGGACACCUCUGACAUUGAGCUUCUGCGUAAGAAACUCGCCGAAGAUGUCCGCAUCGAAAAAUACACACCACUGGCCCCUCCUGAGCUGGUUCAGUAUGAGAUCGGACACACUGCCAACAGUCUCCUCACAGUUCUGAACAGCCGCAUUGAGGCUCGUCAGAUCAUCCGCCGCGAGUCCGAUCGCCUCCUCGUCCUAGUCGGCCCCUGUAGCAUUCACGACCCCGAGUCUGCUCUCGAAUACGCCGGUCGUCUCCGUGAGCUGUCAGACGAGCUACGGGAUGACCUGUGCAUCGUGAUGCGGGCCUACCUGGAGAAGCCCCGUACAACUGUCGGCUGGAAGGGUCUGAUCAACGACCCCGAUGUUGAUGACUCGUUCAACACAAACAAGGGUGUCAAGGUAGCCCGUCAGCUGCUUGUAGACAUUACCAACACGGGUGUGCCCGUGGCUUGUGAGAUGCUCGACACCAUCUCUCCCCAGUACACCGCGGAUCUCAUCAGUGUCGGUGCCGUCGGCGCCCGCACCACCGAGUCCCAGUUGCACCGCGAGCUGGCCUCCGGUCUCUCGUUCCCUGUCGGCUUCAAGAACUCCACUGAUGGUACCGUGGGCUCCGCUGUAGACUCGCUCAAGUCCAUGCGCGCCCGUCACAACUUCCUCAGUGUCACGAAACAAGGCGUCAUUGCCACCACUACCACCAAGGGUAACGAGGACGGCUAUGUCAUCUUGCGUGGUGGCUCCAAGGGCACCAACUUCGAUGCAGCCUCUGUACAGGCAACUUGCGAGCUGCUGCGCUCCAAGAAUGAGCGUGAGGUUGUCAUGAUCGACUGCUCUCACGGUAACUCUCAAAAGGAUCACCGUAACCAGCCGAAGGUGCUCAAGGUCAUCGAGGAGCAGAUGCGACAGGGUGAGAACAGCAUUAUCGGUGUCAUGGUUGAGUCCAACAUCCGUGAGGGCAACCAGAAGCCGGCCAAGGGCCUGGAAGGCUGCGAGAAGGGCGUCAGUAUCACUGAUGCCUGUAUCGACUGGGAGACCACCGAGGUGUCGAUGCGCUCGCUGGCUCAGGCAGUGCGCGACCGUCGGGCGCGUGCCGCCAAUGGCAAGAACUAA